Mizuhopecten yessoensis (Yesso scallop) is the source of this 638-nucleotide messenger RNA. RefSeq lists its product as uncharacterized. NCBI's taxonomy places the organism in Eukaryota, Metazoa, Mollusca, Bivalvia, Pectinida, Pectinidae. The transcript is spliced from 3 exons. The coding region runs from base 55 to 441 and encodes 128 amino acids. The record is from RefSeq and is a predicted model, not a curated record.
GUCACCAUUCCUUAUCAGCAUAUUGCUUCCUGUCGUGUGUAGCAACGGGAAGUGAUGGGGUCGAAAGAGAAGAAAAUUACACAGCAUCUGAAUUUUGUGCACAAUGACGAAAUAUGGAAGGAUCACGUUCGUCACGAGAACAUAUCCCAGAGACUGAGAUGGCCAGCAAAAUGGGGCUUCCUCAUACACGAGUACGAGUCGAUGGGCCGCCAGUUAAAAGGACUACCAACCCCAGUGUGCCGGCCGAGGACUCCAUACUCCCGCUUCCAGACCAACAAACUCCCCCCUAUCAACAAACCCAAGGGCAGACAACUUGGCUUCCCUGUGACAACGGCACAGCAGAUCGGCUGGAAGGUCACAAGGCCUAGCCACCAGCUCGAUAAAUAUGGGCCAGACACCCGGGGUCAAUGUCGCAUUCUUCGGCAGUUACGGCCACAGUAGAGUGCACCAUAGCAACAGAAGCAACGAAAAGGUUCUGAAGAGGCCAAGAUAGAUAAGAACAUAUAUGUUUUGAAAAAUGUAGCUACAUUUGUUCCCUGCCGGUAGUGUGCAUAACAACAAGGCUUGUUACAUUCGUCAUUUACGUGGCAAUUAGUAUCACAUUAAUAUUAUUUUAUAUAGAAUAAAUACACCCUAUA